This is a messenger RNA of Nerophis ophidion (straightnose pipefish), 1724 nucleotides long. RefSeq names its product acyl-coenzyme A thioesterase 3-like. The record is from RefSeq and is a predicted model, not a curated record. Gene Ontology annotation, molecular function: fatty acyl-CoA hydrolase activity. The coding region runs from base 249 to 1499 and encodes 416 amino acids. Lineage: Eukaryota; Metazoa; Chordata; Actinopteri; Syngnathiformes; Syngnathidae. Gene Ontology annotation, biological process: fatty acid metabolic process; acyl-CoA metabolic process. The transcript has 5 exons.
CGGCUCCGCCUCCUUCACUUCAGUCAACUAUUUUGGUCAGGUACGCAUAAUCUACAAUAUUGUUUUAAAAUCUAACAAUUUGCGCAAUUCAAGAGAUUUAACGGUGCCAGAAAAGAAGUCAUCAGUGUCAACCUACUUUAAACGGGGUCCGACCGACCCAUUUUGUCCUUCGCGGAAAUCUUUUCUUGCGGCCCAGCCUCUCCCAGACUCCGCAUCCAGUGGCCCCCAGGUAAACUCAGCGGGACGCCAUGGUGCCUCAAGUCCGGCUGCGGCUGCUUCCCAGCGCCAGGUGUUUGUUCGACGAGCCCAUCCAGGUGAUGGUGGACCGCCUGAAGCCCAGACAGGUGGUCACCAUGCGGGCCAAGGCGACGGACGAGAGAGGGGUGGUGUUUCGAUCCUCCGCUAUCUACCGGGCGAACGGGAGCGGCGACGUCGACUUGCAGAGGGACCCGGCGCUGAGCGGGAGUUAUGUAGGCGUGGAGCCCAUGGGCCUGCUGUGGUCCAUGAAGGCCGACGUGCCACAUAAGUACUUCCAUUGGAACCUGGCGCUGAAUCCUCACGUGGUCAAGUUCAGUGUGCAUGACGGCGUUCCAGAGGAAGACGACGAAAACAGCGCUCUGGCGGAGGCCAUCAAUGAGCGGUGUCUGAUUGCGGACGGGGUCAGCCGGGUUGUCGUCAGUCAAGAGACAUUUAGUGGUGUUUUGUUCACCCCUGCAGGUCCAGGUCCCUUUCCGGGUGUGCUGGACUUGAGCACCUUCAUGUGUGAGAAGCGAGCCAGUCUGUUGGCCAACAAAGGCUUCAUGGUUCUGACUAUUUCCGUGUUCAACGACAAACCCGCCAGCAUCAAGCACUUAAACCUGGACUACUUUGAGGAAGCCGUCCGGUUUUUACAGCAACAACCCAAAGCAGGCGGUCAAGGAAUCGGUGUGCUAUCCAGGUCCAAGGCAGGAGACAUCGGUCUGUCGCUGGCGUCUUUUACCUCGUGCGUGAAGGCGGUGGUGUGGAUCAACGGCUGCAGCGCAAACAUCGGCCAUCCCCUCCACUACAAGAACCGCCAAGUGCUCUCCGUCAUGGGCUACAACCUGAGCAAGGUGAUGCCCACUCCCUCCGGCGCCAGCAUCGUCAAGUUCGGCGUGGGUGAUCCCGAAACCGAGGAGAACAAGGGCAGCGUUGUGCCCGUCGAAAAAGCCAACGCGCAUUUUCUCCUGGUGGCGUCGGAGGACGACCUCAACUGGGACAGCAAGGCCUUCAUGGAGAGCAUCGAGCGGCGGCUGAAGCGCGAGGGGAAGAAUAACUUUGAGUGCGUCUGCUACCCGAGAGCCGGACACAUGCUGGAGCCGCCCUACAGCCCGUACUGCCAUUCUGGCCUGCACGGGAUCCUGCGCUCACCCGUCUUGUGGGGCGGGGAACCUAAAGCCCACGUCGACGCUGAAGUCCACUUGUGGAAGAAGGUGGAGGACUUCUUCAGAACUCGACUGACCUUGACUUCUAAAUUAUAGACUCGUCAAGAACGACGGGAGGGACUGAAGACCAAUCUAGAACAUUUUAAUCUUCAGAACUCGACUGACCUGCAAAUUAUAGACUCGUCAAGAACGAUGGGAGGGACUGAAGACCAAUCAAGAACAUUUAAAUCUUCAGAACUCGACUGACCUGCAAAUUAUAGACUCGUCAAGAACGAUGGGAGGGACUGAAGACCAAUCAAGAACAUUUAAAUCUUCAGAACU